AUGCGCCUGCGCCAGGCACCUCUCCACAACUUUAGCAAUCACGAAAAGGCUGCAUCCCAGCGCGACAACGCGACAUCCUUGCUCAGUCCCAAGACCUUUGAUUUUGAUCGCCGUGAGAGUGUGUCCCGCUUGAGUCACGCCAAAAGCAAGCAAACCGAGCAAGAGUUGAAGCGCUUCACAUCCUCUGUGCCGGAUCACAUUGAGUCGCAAGGAACGGAAGUGCCCUUAUUUAGCUCCACCUGCAGGAUGGUCUGUCUGAUGGACACCAUGCGUGGCAUCUUUGCCAUCAACCGGACCUCUAUCAUGUUUCAUGCUGAGCUGCGCGAUCUAGAGGCACUGCCCAUCGCCGUGGGGGAAGACAUGCCGGCUGAUUUCCAGUGGCCCAUUACUCAACUGCGAGAGGUGCAUCUGCGGCGCUACAAUCUGCGUUCAACCGCUCUCGAGUUGUUUUUCAUUGAUCAGACAAACUUUUUCUUCGACUUUGAUGAGGGCAUGCGGGACCAGGUCCAUCAGGUCUUGAUCUCGCUCAAGCCACCUCGCCUCACAUUUGGGGCGCGCAUGAUCGCUCCUGGGGCUCUCUUGACCGAGUCGGGGUUGACUGAGCGUUGGUGCCGACGUCAAAUCAGCAACUUUGAUUACUUGAUGAUGCUCAACACAAUUGCUGGGCGUUCUUUCAACGACCUGAACCAGUAUCCAGUCUUCCCCUGGAUCUUGGCCGACUAUAGCAGCGAUAUGCUGGACCUGAGCGACCCGGCCACGUUUCGCGAUCUGACCAAACCCGUGGGUGCGCUCAAUGCUAGACGCGCCGACCAGGUGAAGAUGAUGUUUGACGAUUUUGUCGAUCCAUCAGGCCUGGUGGCCAAGUUUCACUACGGCACCCAUUACAGCAAUGCGGCUGGAGUUUUACAUUAUCUCAUUCGCAUGGAGCCUUUUACUUCCCUUCACAUCAAUCUGCAGAGUGGCAAGUUUGAUCACGCUGAUCGCCAGUUUAUCAGCUUUUCAACAACAUAUCAGUCGAUCGUGGACGGCACGGGCGAUGUCAAAGAGCUGAUUCCCGAUUUGUUCUGUUUACCCGAGAGCCUUAUGAAUCGUGAGGGCUUUGAUCUCGGCUGUUUGCAAAACGGCCAGCGUGUGCACCACGUCGAUUUGCCUCCGUGGGCACGGAGUCCCUUCGAUUUCAUUCAAAAGCACCGCGCUGCGUUGGAGAGUGAGCACGUGUCGCAACAGCUGCAUCAUUGGAUUGACUUGAUUUUUGGAUACAAACAACGCGGCAAAGCCGCAGAGGAGGCCUUAAAUGUCUUUUACUACACCUCCUAUGAAGGUGCCAUUGAUCUCUCAAAGUGCGAAACGGAGGCGGAGGUUCGUGCCCAGGAGGGCAUGGUGCGUGAGUUUGGCCAGACACCCAGCCAACUCUUGACGAGUCCUCAUCCGGCUCGCAUGGGGAAGGCCGAAGACUUGGAUCGGUCACGACUGAGUAACGACUUGCAAGUGGGCAGCUCAGCGCUGUUCGAAGACUUGAAGCAUCUCAAAGCCUACUUUGUGGCGCAGACCGUUACCAAUGUGCCCAUUGUGGUGGCUCCCCCGCGGACGGGAAAUGCCAAGUCGUGGCUGACUCGAGGCCUUGUGCAGCGCCUCGUCACCCUCUCCAACAACGGCGCGAUAGCUGUACACGGUUGGGUCAACGGGCCGCAGGGUCUGCCCGAGCUCGAGCCCGAUACGACACCGGCGGCCAAACAGCUUAGCGACUUGCGUGCUUGGCUUGAGCCUGGCAACACGCUCAGCAAUAACAACGUGGAUUUGACGCGUGACAGCCAAUUUGCACUGGUCGGUGGUUCAUGGGAUCAUCACUUGAAACUUAUCUCCGUGGCCACGCGCCGCGUUGUGUACAGCGCCCGCGGGCAUCGUGACAUCAUCAGCUGCGUGGCUCUCGAUGCCAACGAUCGAACAUGCGCUUCGGGUUGUGUCGAUGGCACAGUCAUGGUGUGGACGUUGCACCGGUUCAAAGCUACGGCCUCUGGCGCGGCGUCAGCGCUAGGCAUGCACAAUAAUGGCGGCAUGGCUUGCGUACUGGCGGGGCCACAUCACACCCUUGUUGGCCAUGACGGUCCCAUCACGGCCCUCUGCCUUCAGGAGGAGCUGGACCUGCUUCUGACGGCGGCCGGUGACGCGACCUGCAACUUAUACUCUAUUCGUCAAGGCCUGUACCUGCGCACCCUUGACUUUCGUGCUCUGAAACCUGCCCUCCAUCCGAUCGGUUGUUUGGGUGAUCUUGUGUUUUGA
Molecule: messenger RNA, 2280 nt
Organism: Monosiga brevicollis MX1
Lineage: Eukaryota; Choanoflagellata; Craspedida; Salpingoecidae
Exons: 5
Coding region: 1-2280 (759 amino acids)
Molecular function (GO): protein binding
Source: RefSeq, a predicted model, not a curated record